UAAAGGCGGGAUUAAAAAAAACUGAAAAAAAAUCCAGAUGCUCUACGCUUUGUACAUAACGCGCAGAAUGAAGUCACUCCAGUGAAGCACAUUCUACUUCGACUGCUAAAGAAAUGCUUGGGGGCGGGGGGAAAGCACUCUUCUCUUUCGCCUCAGCCCCUCCCCCACCGCGCAAGCGCACGGCGACCCAAGCAGACGUUCCCUUAGCAACCGCGCUCUGAGAGCUACCACGUCCCUGCCUGCUCGACUACAGCCUCCGACCAGAGCGAGCGAGAGGCAUCGAAGGCGGGGGAUCUGGGGAUCGUGCAGGCCUGGGCACGGUGAUGGGGCGUACGGCCCGCGGGCUUCUCUCCCGCUACUCCGCUCGCUAUGAUGCUGCUGAGCAGGAAGUCGGAAGGUCCCCUCUCGGCAGCCAGGUUUGGAGAUGGCUUGUAUGAUUCUUAUAUGAGAAUAGAUCAAAUUAGAUAUCCAGAUCCUACAAAUGAAGAAUGUGCCCCUUCUGGUUUUCCUUCACUAGGGAGAUCUAAUGUAACUAGUAACACAGUCACAAUGAAGGAUCAUCCUUUGACUGGGAGCCAAGUCAAAGUUGAGCAAUUAUUUGAAGACUCUGGAAAUAGAAGGAGCAGCACUCUGCAGUCCUCUGGAAUAAAUGGCUCUGAAAGGUCAUUUCCAACUCCAGCAAAAGAUAAAAGCACUGAUAGUAUAUGCACCAUCAAAAAUAGUGGCAGCUCCAUAAAAGCACAGAAAGCUGGUUGUCAGUCUGCAGAGCAAGCACUGAAGCAAUAUAAGCAGCAGUUAACAGCCUACGAGCAACAAGAAAUAUUUAAUUUUCCUGAAAUCUAUUUUGUGGGCCCAAAUGCAAAGAAAAGACAAGGAGUCAUUGGUGGCCCAAACAAUGGUGGAUAUGAUGAUGAGCAAGGCAGCUACAUUCAUGUACCUCAUGACCAUCUUGCCUACCGAUAUGAAGUGCUUAAAAUAAUUGGGAAAGGCAGCUUUGGCCAAGUAGCGAAAGUGUUUGAUCACAAACACCACCACCAUUUGGCUCUAAAGAUGGUACGCAACGAGAAACGAUUUCACCGGCAAGCGGCAGAAGAAAUACGCAUCUUGGAACAUCUCAAAAAGCAAGAUAAAACUGGCAGCAUGAAUGUUAUUCACAUGCUAGAAAGUUUUACCUUUCGAAAUCACAUAUGUAUGACCUUUGAGCUCUUGAGCAUGAAUCUGUAUGAGCUGAUCAAAAGAAAUAAGUUUCAAGGCUUCAGUGUGCAGCUUGUACGUAAAUUUGCCCACUCAAUAUUGCAAUGCCUGGAGGGGCUUUACAGAAACAAAAUUAUACAUUGUGACUUAAAACCUGAAAAUAUUCUUCUGAAACAGCAAGGGCGGAGUGGAAUCAAAGUAAUUGAUUUUGGAUCUAGCUGUUUUGAGCACCAAAGAGUUUAUACUUACAUACAGUCUCGGUUUUACAGAGCCCCAGAAGUUAUCCUGGGAAGUCGCUAUGGGAUGCCCAUAGAUAUGUGGAGUUUUGGUUGUAUUCUCGUGGAACUUCUGACUGGUUAUCCUUUGUUUCCAGGAGAGGAUGAGGGUGAUCAGCUAGCUUGUAUGAUGGAGCUCCUUGGAAUGCCCCCACAGAAAUUGCUAGACCAAUCCAAGCGAGCCAAAAACUUCAUCAAUUCGAAAGGUCAUCCUCGCUAUUGCACUGUAACAACACAAGCAGAUGGGAAAGUUACUCUUAAUGGUAGCAGAUCACGAAGGGGUAAAAUGCGUGGUGCUCCAGGCAACAAGGACUGGAUCACAGCCUUAAAAGGCUGUGAUGACCCUUUGUUUAUAGAAUUCUUAAAAGAAUGUCUUAAUUGGGAUCCUUCUGCACGGAUGACUCCUAGCCAGGCUUUAAGACAUCCUUGGAUUUGUAAACGAGUACCUAAGCCUCCCAGCGUGGACAAAAGUUCAGGCAAACGGAUUGCUCACUAUACAAGCUCUUUCCCAGGGAUAGGUUCCAGAUUACCCCCAGUUGUUGGGGUAGCAAACAAACUGAGAGCUAAUCUAAUGUCUGAUUCAAAUGCCAAUAUGCCUCUAUGUACUGUGCUACCAAAAUUGGUCAGCUAAUAGAGAAUUACAUAUUCCCAGAGUACAUGUACUGUGUUUGUUAUUAUCUCCUUGAAACACAAAGAGACAAGUGUAGGGGUCUGGGGAAAAAAUUAUUGAAGGCUGAAUCUUGUAUAAAAAAAAUGAAUGAAAACAAGCAUUUUAAGGGCUAUAAUUAUUUAAUCAAAUUGUUUCAGCUAGACUGGGAUGCUUGUUGUAUUACUUCUGAUAAGUCAACAUAUUUGUUUAUUCAAUGAGAUCACAUGCUGUAUAACAGAUUUUAGAGCAACAGUAUAAUAAACCUCAAAAUCACUUCUUAUGCAGACAGUCGUGAUAACCAGGCAAUUGGGUGCAAAGUGGUUUAAAGAUAAAUUGCACUUGAUAGUGAAUUCCUUACAAAAUGAUGGUCAAAAAGCACAAGUUCUUAAGCUUUUUGUUCUCUAGGAGUUAUUGUAGUAAUUUUUAUGUAUAACUACAAGAUUUCUGAGUUUGCGAAAAUCACUUUGCGGACUCUCCUUCAAAUUGCUUGCAGACAAGCACCUUGAAAAACGUGGGUGGUGAGCUGGAGCUUUGAAGAUGCUAGUUUUUGGUCUCUUGUUUUAAUGUUUUUAUUUCUUCAUUCCAACAUUUUAAAUUGAAUUAACUGAUCACACAUGGAGAUAAAAAAUAUUUCUGAGAAAAUGUCUUGUCUAUUAAAGUAAGUUGCUUUUAAUUUUAUAAAGGAUAAACUCUGAGGAAAAUGCUGUUUUCAAGUCUCAACCUCAAUUAGAUGCAAAAAGAUGGGUGUUUCAAAUAUUUUGUACAGGAAAAUGUAAUGGGCAGCAUCUGGAUACUGGAAAAUAAAAUAGAUGUAUUUUACUAGUGCA
Python bivittatus (Burmese python) is the source of this 2945-nucleotide messenger RNA. It is a transcript of the gene DYRK3, whose product is annotated as dual specificity tyrosine phosphorylation regulated kinase 3. NCBI's taxonomy places the organism in Eukaryota, Metazoa, Chordata, Lepidosauria, Squamata, Pythonidae. The record is from RefSeq and is a predicted model, not a curated record. Gene Ontology annotation, molecular function: protein serine/threonine kinase activity; protein serine/threonine/tyrosine kinase activity; ATP binding. Gene Ontology annotation, cellular component: nucleus; cytoskeleton; cytoplasm. Gene Ontology annotation, biological process: cytoplasmic stress granule disassembly; peptidyl-threonine phosphorylation; peptidyl-serine phosphorylation.